Aethalodelphis obliquidens (Pacific white-sided dolphin) is the source of this 2481-nucleotide messenger RNA. RefSeq names its product BLOC-1 related complex subunit 8 (gene BORCS8). The coding region runs from base 681 to 1040 and encodes 119 amino acids. The transcript is spliced from 8 exons. NCBI's taxonomy places the organism in Eukaryota, Metazoa, Chordata, Mammalia, Artiodactyla, Delphinidae. Gene Ontology annotation, cellular component: BORC complex. The record is from RefSeq and is a predicted model, not a curated record.
GCUGGGCUGGGACGCACCCAUUCAAGCAAGAAGCGGACGGUCUCGAUCUCUCCAAAGGCGGAGGCCCAGAUGAGGGGGGUGAAGCCUCGCUCGUCCGGCUUGUUGAUGAGGGUGGAGAUGGAAGACACAUCCAAGGACACAAAGACAGAAGUCCCAUCUUGGGCCUGACAUUCCACCGUUCUUGCAUCCCAGAAGCAGGAGUCCAGGGUUUUCCCAGAGGGAGCCAAGUGGCUCCACCUUCGGACAGACGGCGUCCCCGUCCAUAACAAUGUCUCCUGUGCGGUCCUGGGGGCUCAGGAGUAUGUGCAGGGAUUUGGUGGCAGCAGAGGGGUACAAGAAGGGAGUUUAUACGGCCCGAAGUGGGCACUGUGUGGAGUAGUCCCCCAAUAUGCCCCCGGAAAAGGGGUUCGGUAAAGGAGGGCGCCCUUCCCCUGCUUGAGUGUCCCUCCUGGAGCUUCAGGGGGUUCCCGGCCCCUCUUCACCCACCUGCCGAUUGCCUCUUUCCCCAGUCUCUAACUCACAGCCCUUCUCCUGUCUGGGUAGACUAAAGAUCGAGGAGGGCAGGCCAAUGAGUAGCGGAACUGGAGAAAUGCGGUGCCCCAGUUUCCCAGGGAUGGUUUAGGCAGCUGUCUCCACCCCAGACUUCCGGUUCCUGUCCUCGAAAUAGGGCCGCAGCCACCAUGGAGGAACCGGAGAUGCAGCUCAAGGGAAAGAAAGUAACAGACAAGUUCACUGAGAGUGUCUACGUCCUGGCCAACGAGCCAUCCGUGGCCCUGUACCGGCUGCAGGAGCACGUGCGCCGCUCUCUGCCCGAGCUGGCCCAGCAUAAGGCUGACAUGCAGCGGUGGGAGGAGCAAAGCCAGGGAGCCAUCUACACGGUGGAGUACGCCUGCAGCGCCGUGAAGAACCUUGUCGACAGCAGCGUCUACUUCCGCAGCGUGGAGGGCCUCCUCAAACAGGCCAUCAGCAUCCGAGACCACAUGAACGCCACAGCCCAGGGCCACAGCCCUGAGGAACCGCCCCCGCCCUCUUCAGCCUGAUCCCGGAAGAGACUUGGAGGUGCUUUGGCCCCUCUGACUCAGUCAGUAUGUUUCUCCUGCUCCUGCCUGGAGCCUCCAGGCAAGGCGUGAACAUCCUGGGUCAUCUGCCGUCCCUUUACUGCUACUGCCGCGGCCCCUCAGAACAAACUGCUCUGUGGCUCCGCCCGAUCCCACCUGUGUACCUACAGACCCUGCUCUGCUCCCCAGAAUUGCCGCCCCACUCCCUACCUCGGAGCCUCCACUCCCACUUCUCCCCAGACUGCCCCCCACCAAGGGUUGUAGGUGACCUUCACAGGAUCAAGUCCUGGCCUCCCCUGCUUCUCCAGGCCCCAGGCUCUACACACAGCCUCAUUUUACAGAAGAGGAAACUGAGGCUCAGAGAGGCGAGUGACUGGAAAUGCCAGGAUUCACACCCAGACCCUCUAACUCCCAGUGCUUCACCUCUUCCCUCAGCCUCGCCCAGGAUUUUCCUCAGACGCCACCUCAUCAGGGCUACCCUGCAGCCCUAGGGGUCUCUCAGACCUCGCCUUGACUCACCUCUUGCCCCCCAGCCUGACCAAAGCUUGGACCCUUGGACACAGCCUUGUGGGACUUGGCAGGGACAGAAGACCAAGUAAGUGUGGCUGGCGCAUUCCUCUUGCUCUUGCCUGGAGCCUCUGGGCCAGCCAUGAAUGUCCUGAGACGAGGCUUUGCUGCCUCUGGAUUCUUACCCGCCCCCACUGGCCAUGGACACGGCCAUGGCCCCUCGGACCAGUAACUGCCACCAUGACAGUCCUGAUCAUGCACCUGCUGUGUGCCCAGAUCUGUGCUGGAGGCUUCACAAGGGUCAUCUUUCAUCCUCAGACAGCCCUAUCAGGCAGAUGUCACCCAAAUGCAGAGGGGAAAAGAGAGGCUCCAAGAGGUGGCAUUAUUUGUGCGAGAUCACACAGAAGAGUAGACCCCGGCCUAGUUUGGUCCCAGCCCUGCCUCUGACAUGCUGUGUGACAUGGGUCUGGCACCGACCCUCCCUGGUGCUACCUUUCUCCAUCUCAACAAGGAAGGCUGGACUGGACCUUCUCUACAGGCUGAGGCAGGCAUUCGUGUACCUGCCUGCCUGGACUGCAUUCUGCCUCGAGCAGAAAUGCCCACCUCAGGCUCAGACCAUAAGGAGAAGCCACCCUAACUCCAGGGGUGGAUGUGGGACCCUGGCCUGGCUAGUCAGAGCCCCCCAUCUCCCAGGUCACAGUGAUUGGUUUGAGAUGGGCAUGCGAUCCAAUGAGAGAUCUUCCCUGAGGAUUUUGCUGGAAAAGUACCAUCUUCCUUCUGGGGUUGGUGAGCUCAGCAGAUGGACCAGGGGACCUGAGAACAUUGCCUGGGGCCCUGGAUCCAGCUGUACCUGACACUAGAAAAUCUCAAUUCUUCAGUUUCAUGAGUCCCUAAAAUUACUGUAUUUGCCAAAAUU